ACGUUCCAUUUUCUUUCCCGUUUCUCUUCUCCUCCUUCCCUUCACCCUCGCCCUUCUCAUUAACUCCCUGCAUCAUCAAUCCACCAAAUCCCUCAUCUCUCUCUCUCUCCCUCUCUCUCUCUCUGAAAAUCCCUAAAAGUCGAAUUCGAUCUCGCCGACCCCUCCUUCCCUCCUCUUCGUUCAUCGUCGACGAUGGUGGAUUCAGUCCAUAAAAGCUCUUCAUCGUCCGCGACGACGCCGGCGAAGGAAUCGAGGGCGUCGGCCAGGUCGAGGAAUCAUCAGCAGGAGGCCGCGAAGCUCUCCGAGAACGUGAACCCCAACCUCUCGCAGCACGCCAGCCCUGGCCCCCACAGAGCCGCCGGUUCCCCGGCCAAGUCCGCCGCCAAGUCGCAGAAGUCGGCCUCCAAGAACCCUAAUCCGGGGCAAUUGCUCCCCGGGAACAGGAUCCGGGACCGGAAGUUCGUCGUGGCGAGGAGGAACGCGAGGAGAGGGGAGGCCGGCGGCGGGGGGCCGAGGGGGGCGGCGGCGGCGGCAGGGGGGGCGUGCAAGUGCAAGGAGAAGGCCGGUGGAAAUCCGAAGAAGUGUCUCUGCCUGGCUUACGAGAGCUUGAGGGCUUCGCAGGAGGAGUUUUUCAAGAGCAAGAAUGGCGAGGGUGGCGAGUCGGCUGAACUCGUAGGGGAAGAGAUAGAGAAUCGGUUGAUGAUUCAUGAUCUGGGGAAUGAAGAGGGGUUUCCGGGGAAAACGGAGGAGGAUGGGUCGUCUCCUCUCGAGGAUCCCGAGUUUUGCGAGCUGGGUGAGAUUGAUGCUGCUUUGAUAAAGGGCGGGGUUUCCGCAGUCAAGAGGAGGAGGGACAAGUUGUUGGAAGAGGCGAGGAAGAGUGUGCCUAAGACUGGGUGCGGGAAAGUGAUGCAUCUGGUUAAGGCAUUUGAGAACCUCUUGAAGAUACCGACCCCGAAGGAGACGACGGAUUCGAAGGACGAGAAAGAGGCAGCCGAAGAUCAGAGCAGGAAGAAGGUGAUGAGCUGGGCGUUGCCGGGACUGCCGCCUCCCAAGGCUCCAGAAACAGAGGAGGAGUCUUCUUCCUUCUCUCUGUCGGAAUUGCAAUUGACGGCCGAGAAUCUAGGCCUUGAUUCGCGGGCCUCCCUUUCUUCUUCGUGGGACAGCAGCCAAGGAAGCGUUUCAAGCAGAAAUUCUAAUGGGGGUCGGAGAAGCCGUAGAAACAGCCUCGAAUCGUAUGGGACAUCAUUAGGCGGAAGUAGAUGGAAGAAGAAUCAGCUGAGAGUCACCAGCCAAAAGCCUUUCAAGCUGAGAACUGAGCAAAGGGGAAGGAUGAAAGAGGAGGAGUUCAUGAAGAAGAUGCGAGAGCUUAUGGUUGAGGGAAAACUGCGGAUCCCGAUUGCGCAAGGUCUGCCAUGGACAACUGAUGAACCUGAGUAUCUCAUCAAACCUCCUGUAAAGGAGAUUACAAGGCCACUCGACCUGAAGCUCCAUAGUGACAUGCGGGCAGCAGAGCGAGCUGAGUUUGACCAACAGAUAGCAGAAAAAUUGAGCCUGAUCGAGCAAUACAAGAUGGAGAGGGAGAGGCAGCAAAAGUUGGCAGAAGAAGAAGAAAUCAGAAGGCUGAGAAGAGAACUCGUGCCGAAGGCUCAACCCAUGCCAUAUUUUGACAGGCCUUUCAUCCCAAAGAGGUCGUCAAAAAACCCAACUGUCCCAAGAGAACCCAAGUUUCACAUUCCUGAGCAGAAGAAGAUCAAAUGCUGUUUAUCGUGGAACGACAUGAGCCCCUACACGUACAAUGAAUGCGCCCAUGAGGAAAUGCAAAAGUGAACUGUAGAUUUCUUUGCUCCGUUAGUUACCAAUAAUGUGGUUCAAUAUAUUCUUUCUCGAAAAUAUGUAAAUCAAGCAACAAUAAGGUUGCAAGUUUUGAUUGGACGCUCCAUCUUUCCUCAUCUCUCUGCUUUCACUGGUGAAAUAUGGCAACACAGAACUUGCA
This is a messenger RNA of Eucalyptus grandis, 1993 nucleotides long. RefSeq lists its product as uncharacterized. Gene Ontology annotation, molecular function: protein kinase activator activity; microtubule binding. Gene Ontology annotation, biological process: regulation of mitotic spindle organization; mitotic spindle assembly; activation of protein kinase activity. Gene Ontology annotation, cellular component: nuclear microtubule; mitotic spindle. The record is from RefSeq and is a predicted model, not a curated record. Lineage: Eukaryota; Viridiplantae; Streptophyta; Magnoliopsida; Myrtales; Myrtaceae.